AUGUUUCCUUUCGACGUGAGCGCCAUGCCCACGCUACCAACCCGCAAGGGUCUGCUGGUGGUCGACUUCCAAAACGAUUUCCUGUCUGCUGGUGGCGCCCUGCCAGUCACAGACAGCAACGAACUGGUCACACGUACCCUCGAGCUGGUGAAGUCCUUUCGCAGAGUCGGCGAUGUCAUCUGGGUGUCCACCGAAUUCGAAAAAUACCGCCUUGCUUCGGCCGAGCAGAUUUGGGCUACCGACGCAAUCCCCAAGCCCAAGAUUCUGCAGUCUCGUGCUAGAAGGAGACACCAAGGCGCAUCAAAUAACCAGACCGAAGAGACUUUCGACGCAGACCCCGAGGCUUUUCUCAGCCAGCCUGGUCCCGAAGUCGUCCGGACUGCCACUACCGGGGCCGAGUUCCCCGUUGCCGUCAACGAAGCCGUCGGCAAGAGGGACAUUAAAUUGAUCAAGUCUCAUUACUCAGCCUUUACCUCAGGCCAGCUGCUGCAAACAUUGCGAGUCAAUUUCAUUCAUGAGCUUUACCUUUGCGGAUCCCUUGCCAACAUUGGCGUGUACGCCACGGCUAUGGAUGCCGCCAAGUUCGGCUACUCCAUUACUUUGGUCGAGGACUGUUGUGGCUUCCGGUCCGACCUGCGUCAGUCCAGCGCCCUACGAAGUCUCAUUGAUGUGACGGGUUGCGAGGUCCAAGAUAGCGAGGCUGUCACCGAGAAGCUGCAGCCCAACCCCGUUCCAAAGUCGAACUCGACAUUACCUGUCGUACCCAAGAGAGUUGCUGAAGCCAGUGGUGGUAAAACGCCGCCCUCGGCUGCUGCGUUCAAGGUAAAACUCGAGGAACAGUUGGCAAAUCUUUCACUCAACAGUUCAAGUUCCUCAAGAAACAGGCCGUCGAGCUUGCGUACACGCCGAACCAUAGAGAGCUCAGAUUGUGCGACCCUCUCUGAUGAUUUGGAGGUUGACAAUAACUCAUUGCUACCACAAACGGAUCAUGCCGGUGGCUCACCCGACAAAGAGGUUCAUAAACGACUAAAGAGGCCGAUAUCAAGCAAGGGGGUUUCUGAAAUGGACGCAGCUUCGGUAACGCAGAAAACAGCCAUUAAAGGCUCUCAAAUCCUCCAGACGACCACCGACGAAAAAGCGACCUUCACCUCCGACAUCGAACUCGAGCCAGACUCGAGCCCGGAGUUGAAGCCAGAAGCAGCAGAAAAGCUCGCUGCCAUGCAUGAAAAAAUUCACGUCGAGGAAGCCUCGCGGCGAGCUACCGAGCCUAUUUGUGAGGGCGACACUAUCGUAGUUCAUAAUAUACUACCUCCCACCUUGGCCGAGGGCAUUUUUGAGAAGGUAAGAGACGAGGUCUCAUGGCAGAGAAUGUCCCAUCAGGGCGGCGAGGUCCCUCGACUGGUCGCCGUCCAAGGUGAAGUAGCCGAUGACGGUAGCAUGCCAGUGUAUCGACAUCCAUCGGACGAGUCGCCUCCUCUACUUCCCUUCUCCCCUACGUUACAGAAGAUCAAGGCAGAGGUCGAAAAGCAGCUUGGGCACCCGCUGAAUCACGCCUUGAUUCAGUUCUAUCGCAACGGCACCGACUACAUCUCUGAGCAUAGCGACAAGACCCUAGAUAUCGUCAAGGGAUCCUACAUUGCCAACGUCAGCUUAGGUGCAGAACGGACGAUGGUGUUCAGGACUAAGAGGCGGGACAAGGACCCGUCUAGCACCGCAACACCAUCGGGGGAGGAUUCUCAGCAGCGACAGAUUGCUCGCGCCAAGCUGCCGCAUAACUCACUGUGCCGCCUGGGCCUGGUGACGAAUGGUCGAUGGCUGCACGCAAUUCGUCAGGACAAGAGAGCGGACCGAGACAAGACGCGUCCCGAAUUAGCUUUCCUUGGUGGUCGUAUCUCUCUCACCUUCAGACAGAUUGGCACCUUCUUGAACCGGGAUAGCACCCUGAUCUGGGGUCAAGGGGCCACCAGCAAGACCAGAGAGACGGCUCAUUCAGUAAUUAACGGUCAGAGCCCAGAGGCCGUGGGCAUGCUCCAUGCCUUUGGCACGGAGAAUCACUUGACAGAGUUUGACUGGGACAAGUACUACGGCAAGGGCUUCGAUGUUCUCCACAUGAGUACCUCGCCGCGUCUCUUCGACUCGGCCGAUCCCAUCGUCAACAUGCGCAUCGCACUGAUGCUGACCGAGUACGGCAUGACUUAUGCCAAAGGAAGCAUGUCGCCUCCCUUCAACUGGAAAGAUGGUAAUGCCGGCGCCAAAGACACGCAUACCGAUCUCACGUCCCUGCCGAUCCGAUUCGUUGACAACGACGCAGCCAAAUCAACGGUUCAGGGCGAGUUAGCCGUUAUGCUCUAUCUGGACUCAGUGCAUGGAUCGGGAAACAUGGGAGCGGCAGGCAGAGCGCAUGCCGAUAUUGCGAACAUCUUCACCCGCUUUCAAGAGGGUCUUGCACUUCUAGACAAUUGGCGACGGCUCGAGAGGGAUGGCGAGUCUGGGAGGCGUGACCUUGGGCCCCUGAAACGUGAACUUGCCAUUUGGGAGGGCUAUGCAAGCGAGGCAGACUAUAUUGCGGGUUCGAGUAUCUCGUUGGCCGACUUUGCCGUGUGGCCGGUGUUGCACGUCAUUCUCGAGGAUGCCAAUAUCGAUAUCCUGAAAGCAAGCAAGCUGAGGGCGUAUUAUGAGAGGAUCAAGUCUACCAAAUCUGCCACGAAAGUCCUUGAUGCAGCCCAACCUGAUAAGAUUGAGGUUGCAUUAGCGGACCCAAAGACUCAUUAUGUGGCCGAGGCAUCGCAACUGGGUGAAAAUCCUUGA
Molecule: messenger RNA, 2808 nt
Organism: Colletotrichum orchidophilum
Lineage: Eukaryota; Fungi; Ascomycota; Sordariomycetes; Glomerellales; Glomerellaceae
Product: isochorismatase
Exons: 1
Coding region: 1-2808 (935 amino acids)
Biological process (GO): DNA alkylation repair; DNA repair
Cellular component (GO): nucleus
Molecular function (GO): dioxygenase activity
Source: RefSeq, a predicted model, not a curated record